UUUCUACAACGUGAUAUAAGAGGAAGAGACUUUAUAAAAGUUGGAGAUAGAAUUCCUGUUCAGAUCAAAGGAAGUUCAGAGUUACCUGCCCCUGGCACCAUGUCUUCCUCAGCGAUGAAUCGAGUCUUGCAAUGGGCAACGUUCCAUCGAACCUGGUGGAUAUACGAUGCUUCUCACCAAUGUCCAUUCAAGUCUGCACACAUGCUGGCCUAUGUUUUACAAGGUAGACACAAACCGAUAUAUCAUCCCUUAAGUGACAUUGGUGACCAUGUUGUUGUGAUUAAUACAAAACAUAUAAGCAUGAAAAACGAAUUAUGGAGAACUUGGAAAUACCAUCAUCACACAAGUUACCCCAAAGGCAAGUCUAUAACAUCAGCAUGGAGACUUCAUGAGUUGGAUCCAACAAAGAUCAUGUACAAAGCAAUUUACAGCACUUUACCUGGCAACCUGCUUAGGCCUAACAUGAUACGCAGAACUCAUCUUUAUGAAGAAGAGGAUGUUCCAAUUGAGAUUUUGCGGAAUGUAUCUGAUCAACUGAGGCAGCUGCAACCUGUUCCGAAAUAUUUGGAUGAUUAUUCAAAGGAAGAAAUUGAAAGUUUCCCCAAACUUUUUGAUUGGCCAUCGGAUUACGCUUUCGAGGAACCUGAUCAAAAAGCUUGAGGACCCACAGACACUUCAGCGUCACUUUGUAAAAUUCAUUUAUGUUCAUAGUUUUUAAUAAAAUUAAAAAUAAAACCCCCAAAA
Octopus bimaculoides (California two-spot octopus) is the source of this 744-nucleotide messenger RNA. Its product is annotated as large ribosomal subunit protein uL13m. Gene Ontology annotation, molecular function: structural constituent of ribosome; mRNA binding. Gene Ontology annotation, cellular component: ribosome; mitochondrial large ribosomal subunit. The record is from RefSeq and is a predicted model, not a curated record. NCBI's taxonomy places the organism in Eukaryota, Metazoa, Mollusca, Cephalopoda, Octopoda, Octopodidae. Gene Ontology annotation, biological process: translation; negative regulation of translation.